Molecule: messenger RNA, 604 nt
Organism: Oppiella nova
Lineage: Eukaryota; Metazoa; Arthropoda; Arachnida; Sarcoptiformes; Oppiidae
Source: the annotation of a GenBank genome assembly
CAUACCUGUGCGCACACACUAUUCAAGCAUAAGCUCUGGUGUUGUCUCACUAUUUGAGUCACAAAAGUGUGAACUGUUUAUACGAUUAGUGUUACACUUAUUGUCCGCUUAUUAUAUAACUGUUUGUGUCGUAUAUCUCAACACUUGUGUCACUGAACGGGCGACCACUGGACGCACUGCACGUACGCCACGAGUGACCCAAACAGACACUUAUGGACUGUUUGUACGCGAGUUGUAGUGAACGCCAUAAAUAGUUUUGUUUGCGUGACUGCAGCGCGUGAGUGCGUGACUCACACACACAUACGUGACACUCGUUUGACAGUUGAUUAGCGUUUGUUUGCCACCAAAACAGUGACUGUUUUGCUGCCAAUCUGUCCGUCCAUUUGGUGGUCGACGCGAUUCACUGGACACACGAAGACUACACUUACACCAAAUUCUGUGAUAAUAACCACUGAUUAUCUCAAGACACUCGCACGCGAUGGUUGACUACUAUAAAGUGCUGGAAGUGCCACGAAAUGCCGACACAAAUGAUAUCAAAAAGGCAUAUCGGAAACUGGCGCUCAAGUGGCACCCGGACAAGAACCCCGACCGCAAAGAGGAGGCC